Molecule: messenger RNA, 1005 nt
Organism: Rubroshorea leprosula
Lineage: Eukaryota; Viridiplantae; Streptophyta; Magnoliopsida; Malvales; Dipterocarpaceae
Source: the annotation of a GenBank genome assembly
AUGGGCGUCGCACAAAUAGUCAAAUACAUGAAUGGGGGAGUUGUUUAGUGUUUUGCAUAGUACACUUCUUCAGCUUCACCAAACGAAGCUUGGAUUCAAGAACGGGAGCCCGAGCGGUAACGGUUAUCCGGGAUUCGCGGUGUCUUGGAAUUAUCGGUUUCAGUUGAAGGGGAUCACUGCAGCUGGGGUAGUGUCAUCUGGUGCAGCUGCACCGCCCACUGUAGUCAGCCAUACUGUUGGUUCUGCGAUUGAAGGGAUCGGGUUCGAAGCGGACACAGGAGGCAGCGGGGGAGACAAAUUUGACGACAACAGCGGCGCAGGAGGCGGUGGUGGUGGUGGAGAUAAUAGCGGCGGAGGUGGUAGAGGGGACGAGGGAGAAGGAGAGGCUUUUGACGACGGGAACAGGAAAAAGAUGGAAAUGUCUAUGUCCCAGAAAUUCACUCUUGGGUAUGCUGCUCUUCUUGGAUUGGGUGGUUUUAUGGGCUACAUGAAGAGUGGCAGCCAGAAGUCACUUCUGGCUGGAGGAUUGUCAGCCUCGCUGCUGUGUUAUGUUUACACUGAGCUUCCUGCAAGGCCAGUUCUUGCAUCAUCCUUAGGGCUUGGUGUAUCUUCUGCACUACUGGUAGUGAUGGGUUCCCGUUUCAAGAGGUCGGGGAAGGUUUUCCCUGCAGGUGUUGUAUCUCUUGUCUCUCUGGCGAUGACAGGAGGCUACCUACAUGGCAUCAUGCGUAGUCUGCACUAGAAUCUGUAUGGACGUAACUUGUAAGGCAGUUACUCUAGCUACCAAGUUUAGCUACUCCCUAAUGGUAACUGGACAAGGUGUUUUGAUAUGUAGAGAGCUUGCUUGACUGUAUUGAGCUUUAAAUGUUAAAACUCUCUGAGAGACCCUCAUGCGCAGUGUGGGUAUUUUCAAUAAUGCGCAUUCACUUUUCAUCCCAAUUAUGAUGUGUUUGUCUUUUGCUCCAUGUCAACCGUUCUUGCACUAGUCUCGCCCUUCCAUCUGUU